AAAAGGCGUAAUAGACGCGGAUCUGGCAACUUCCCGAAUCCUACUGCGCAGACGCAAAACUUAUGGCGGACGAAGUUGAACAGCAACCCGCGACAAACACUGUAGAGGAGCCGCUGGACCUGAUCAGGCUCAGUUUGGAUGAACGUAUCUACGUCAAGAUGAGGAAUGACCGGGAGCUCCGCGGCCGGCUGCAUGCGUACGAUCAACACCUCAACAUGAUCCUUGGUGACGUGGAGGAAACGGUUACAACGGUUGAAAUUGAUGAGGAAACGUAUGAAGAACUCUACAAGUCUACGAAGAGGAACAUCCCCAUGCUGUUUGUUCGAGGUGAUGGUGUCGUCCUCGUAGCUCCGCCUCUCAGGGUAGGCUAACCUGGAUCGCGCUCUGUGUGAAGAAGUCUUCAGCUGCCAUUCUGAUGUUGACGCCAUCGUCUUCCUCCUUCACGUUCAUAAAGGUCAGAAAUGUUUUUGUGAAGGAAGAUGAUCUUGUGACUUGGUACGUCACUUUUCUUUGUUUAUUGGUUUGAUUUUUGGACUGUAACUGAUUUCAGGCCACCGUUGUAUUUACGUUUCAGGUCAUGUUUGCCCAGUGGGGAAAUCGCCACAAUUUUAGUUCAUGCAGAAAAAUGGUGUAUUAUUUGAACACUUAUUUCCAGUUCCUGCAGGUGUCAGGCGAUGUUUGAUUCUACUUUCAGAUUGUUUGAUGGGAAUGUUGACCUGUUUAUUGUGCUUAAAAAAAACAAAAAGUAUUUAAUCCAUAAAUAAUUGUCCAGAAGAGUCAUGUAGAAAUAAUUAUUUUGUCUGACUCCAAAUUUGUAACAUUUGAAAAAUUGUUUCUUUUCAUUUUAGUUGUUUUUUUUUUUUAAGUUGUGAAUUGUGAUGUUUGAGUGAAUCAUCCUUACGUGUACUACCAUUUCACAUAUUUUUAAUUUGGUUUUGAAAUUUUUCAUUAAAAACAAGAAC
Messenger RNA from Thalassophryne amazonica, 962 nucleotides. It is a transcript of the gene lsm3, whose product is annotated as U6 snRNA-associated Sm-like protein LSm3. Gene Ontology annotation, molecular function: RNA binding. NCBI's taxonomy places the organism in Eukaryota, Metazoa, Chordata, Actinopteri, Batrachoidiformes, Batrachoididae. Gene Ontology annotation, cellular component: Lsm1-7-Pat1 complex; P-body; catalytic step 2 spliceosome. The record is from RefSeq and is a predicted model, not a curated record. The transcript is spliced from 4 exons. Gene Ontology annotation, biological process: P-body assembly; mRNA splicing, via spliceosome. Bases 63 to 371 code for a protein of 102 amino acids.